GAGUGCUCGGUUUUGCGGGGCGAUAACGGCGGCCGGGCCUCGGUAGCGAUUUCCUGCCAUCUACUGGCGGCUGCGAGAGGGGCUCACACCCGGGGAGCGCACGGGAGGGUGCGGGGCCAGCACGGGUCUGUCCAUUACCACAAUGAGUGAGUUAAAGGACUGUCCGCUGCAGUUUCACGAGUUUAAGUCUGUAGACCAUGUGAAGCUGUGCCCUCGGUAUACCGCUGUUCUGUCCCGCUCAGAGGAUGAUGGUAUCGGCAUUGAGGAGCUUGAUACACUUCAGCUGGAACUAGAAACUCUCCUCUCCUCAGCAAGUCGGAGGCUCCGAGUACUGGAAGCAGAGACACAGAUACUUACUGACUGGCAAGAUAAAAAAGGAGAUCGCAGGUUCAUGAAACUGGGGAAAGAAAUUGAGCCGGGUACACCUGUUAAACACAGCAAACCCAAGAAGCAGAAACUGGAUGGUAAAGGAAGUCAUGCCUCCAAUACAGGUCCAGGAAGGCCAAAAUCCAGAACUAUGCAGGCCAAAAUCCAGGAUUAUGAAAUGUCAGAUGACCCGGUAGAUGUGCCCAGAAUGCCUAAAAAUGAUGCCCCAAACAGGUUUUGGGCCUCUGUUGAACCUUAUUGUGCUGAUAUUACAACAGAUGAAAUCAAAGUUUUGGAAGAUCUCUUGAAAACACCAGAGGAUGAGACAGACUAUUACAAGAUUCCUCCCCUUGGGAAACACUAUUCACAUCGCUGGGCACAAGAGGAUCUGCAAGAAGAACAGAAAGAUGGAGCCCGAGCCGCUCUGACCGGAGACAAAAAGAAAGGUGUUCUGGGACCACUGACUGAACUGGACUCCAAAGGUAAUGUGGACUCGUUGCUAAAGAAAUCUGAAUCCCAGCACGACCAGCCUGAGGACGGAUGCCCAUUUGGUCACUUGACACAGCGUCUCCUGCAGGCACUCGUUGAGGAGAACAUUAUUUCGCCAGUAGAAGACUCUCCUAUACCAGAGAUAUCCGGGAAGGAAUCUGGAACAGAUGGAGCAAGCACUUCUCCUCGAAGCCAGAACAAACCUUUCAGUGCUCCACACACAAAGUCUUUAGAGAGUCGUAUAAAGGAUGAGUUAAUAGCCCAGGGUCUACUGGAGUCUGAAGAUCGACCUGCAGAGGACUCUGAAGAUGAGGUGUUGGCUGAAUUGCGCAAGAGGCAGGCUGAACUUAAAGCUCUUAGCGCCCACAACAAAGCUAAAAAACAGGACCUGCUAAGGUUAGCAAAAGAAGAAAUGAAUAAACAGGAGCUGCGUCAGAGAGUGCGCAUGGCUGAUAAUGAGGUUAUGGAAGCCUUCCGAAAGAUUAUGGCAGCACGUCAGAAGAAAAGGACUCCAACCAAGAAAGAAAAGGAUCUUGCAUGGAAGGCCCUUAAAGAAAGAGAAAGCAUUCUAAAGUUGUUGGAUGGAUAAAGCAGAAUCCUGAAAAGGACCUGCUUUUAUAUCUAUGGACCUUGACUAUACAAGGCUGUGUACUUCCAGUAUGUUUAUGGUUGACCGAACCAACAAGAUGAAAUGUGAAUGUGACUUCAUUAUUUUCUGAGAACAUUUUUAGUGGUCAAAUGGAAAACAGAAGAUUUUUUUUGUGUUUGUUUUGUUUUUUUAAGAUACAUAUGUCUGCGUCAUUAAGUUUGUUCCUCCCCAAUGUGCUCUUGGACUCCUAUUGUGCCAUUUUGUUUUGAAAUAAAAUGAACAUAAAAUA
Messenger RNA from Pelobates fuscus (common spadefoot toad), 1733 nucleotides. RefSeq names its product transcriptional adaptor 3 (gene TADA3). The transcript has 9 exons. Gene Ontology annotation, cellular component: SAGA complex. NCBI's taxonomy places the organism in Eukaryota, Metazoa, Chordata, Amphibia, Anura, Pelobatidae. The record is from RefSeq and is a predicted model, not a curated record. The coding region runs from base 143 to 1444 and encodes 433 amino acids. Gene Ontology annotation, biological process: regulation of transcription by RNA polymerase II. Gene Ontology annotation, molecular function: transcription coactivator activity.